AAAAUUACCGAGCCGUUGCUUACGUUAGCUCUUGCGUGCUCCAUGCCUCCAUCCCGAUUGCUCCCAACUCCCAAGUAAAGUACAAUAGACGGAUUGAAACAAGUAGAGUUGUUUCUCUCAGCAAUUUCAGAGUCUCGCCGAAGGUAGAUCGGCUCUCUCAUUACGUGUAUCUCAAAUAUCACCAUAGUUUAUGAGACUCCAAGGAGCUUAAGGGUGUUUAUUAAUUGAAAUAUAUCCUCUUUCAAGAAGAAAUAAUGGGAGGGCAGAGCAGUUAUGUGCCGCCGCCAUACAUUCCGUUGAGCCAGUCCAAUAGAGAGCCCGAAAGCAUUCCAUAUAAGGAAGAUGCCCCUUUGCAACCACAACACGGAAAUGAUGGCGGGGAACAGUGGUCUUCUGGAAUCUGCGCUUGUUUUGAUGAUCCGCAGAGCUGUAUCAUUGGUCUUCUUUGCCCUUGCUAUCUUUUUGGGAAAAAUGCGGAGUUCUUGGGCUCUGGAACCUUCGCAGGUUCAUGCGUGACCCACUUCAUUUUAUGGAGUCUUGUGAAUACAUUUUGCUGCAUGCUAACCGAUGGAAUUCUUCUGGGUUUACCUGGAUGCUUUGUUGCAUGUUACGCUUGUGGCUAUCGUAGAACAUUGCGAUCAAAGUACAAUCUACAGGAAGCACCAUGCGGGGACUUCGUGACACAUUUUUUCUGCCACAUGUGUGCGAUGUGCCAGGAAUACAGAGAGCUUCGUGAGAGGUCUGGAGACUCAAACUCCCCCAACCUAAACCAAACAGAGGUUAGAGCCCCUCAAAUUCAAACAAUGGAAUUAGCUUCUGAAAACAAAUGAGUAGAUUCCAAAUUUCUUGGUGUCUUUAGCCAUUUGUCACCAAGACAGAUUUUCUUUCCUCCUGCGUUUUCCAUUGGUUUCUUUGUCACUCGCUUGUACGUUGUUAUUGGAGUUUCUGCAACUGUUACUGUAUGCGUUUUAUUCCAAUUGAUAUAAAUAAAAUGAAUCUUGGCUCAUA
Molecule: messenger RNA, 1008 nt
Organism: Ipomoea nil (Japanese morning glory)
Lineage: Eukaryota; Viridiplantae; Streptophyta; Magnoliopsida; Solanales; Convolvulaceae
Product: protein PLANT CADMIUM RESISTANCE 10
Exons: 4
Coding region: 255-830 (191 amino acids)
Source: RefSeq, a predicted model, not a curated record